Molecule: messenger RNA, 1179 nt
Organism: Cryptomeria japonica (Japanese cedar)
Lineage: Eukaryota; Viridiplantae; Streptophyta; Pinopsida; Cupressales; Cupressaceae
Product: G-type lectin S-receptor-like serine/threonine-protein kinase At4g11900
Exons: 3
Coding region: 268-1011 (247 amino acids)
Biological process (GO): protein phosphorylation
Molecular function (GO): ATP binding; protein kinase activity
Source: RefSeq, a predicted model, not a curated record
UAGAAAUGGCUAAUAAAUAACCACCACUAAAAACUCAGAGAUAACAAGCACAGAAUGCCAUAUGAUGUUGAUCCUAAUCUAAAUUAGCAUUUUUUCCUCCCCAUAUUUUAAUCCCAACAAUGUCCUAUUUAGGCCUGACACAAGUGUAUAAUAUUUGCAGGUGAUAACAUACAUUGGUUGAACAUUGGACCACACACGAUACCUCCAUCUGAUUUCCAAAUUCUUAAGUUUGGCAUUGAUUUUACCUUCAAAAUAUUGUACAGGUUCAUGCUGUCUACAAAGAUAAAGGAAGAACUUAAAUUUCUAAGGGGACAAGCAGAUCGUAUGCUCCGAGAUAUUAUGUUACAAGUGCAAUUGAAGACACUGUUUUCUUUUAUCUCAUAUGCAUCACUUCAAUCCACUCCAGAAGCCCUCAGUGGCCUUUGGUUGCAGUCUGAGAAAGAUGUAGCUGAAACUUCAUCCGGAGGACAAAUUCAUAGAAAUGCAAUUUCCUUCAACUCACAGCAAACAAACCUCAACCAAUCCUUUAACUCGAUUCAUGGUCACUCUUCACAAAUUGCUAGCCAUACGAGCAAUAAUCAUUGUCAAAAGAAAGGAAUAAUAUCACGUAUUGUUCGGGGAAUCAGGGGAGGCAGAAAAACAGUGGGUGAUGAAAAAUACACGCAUUUGAUCAUGCCAAAACGGAUGAAUGAUUUAGAUCGAGGCACAAUUAUGUUCUCGUUCAAUGAAAUUCAGAUUGCAUGUCAAGAUUUUCAUCCAAAUAAUAAGCUAGCAGAAUGGGGAUUUGGGUCUGUAUGUAAGGGAACUUUAGCAAAUGGUAGGCAGUUGGCCAUAAAGAGACUAUCUGAACAAGGAAAGAGCUUAUUUAUGAAUGAAUGGGGCAUUGUUUCUCGUCUACAACGUCGUAACAUAGUAAAGUUGUUUGGCUUUUGCAUUGAAGGAGAGGAGAUGUUGCUUAUUUAUGAAUAUAUACCUAAAGGAAACCUUCUAGACCUUUGCUUCAGUAAGUAAAGAAAACCCAUUGUUUCCUCUGAGGCUUUUAAAUUGGACACUUAAAUAUGGUAUGAAUGUCUAUACAUGAUUUUGAAUGCAAUUGUAGAUCCUUUAAAGGUCCAAGUCCUUGAUUGGGGAAGCCAUUUGAAUAUAAUACAAGGUGUAGCACGUGGGCUAGUAUAUCUU